UUACGACUUCCUGUUUGUAAGACGAUAAGCAAUCUAAAAAUAGAAGUCUUUUCAACCUAAUAUAAGUGCUUUUCGAGUUUAUUUAUAGUUUAUUUCAAUGUCUAUCGAUCUGUGGAGGUGAGGAUUUAUCAACGAGUUGAGAUGGUCGAAGCAGACUGACUGAAUUUUCAUAUGCCAGAGUAAUUAAAAUCCUAAAUCUGAUAGUGAUGAAUGAAUUUGACUCUUCUAGUCAUCAGUGACUGAGUGAGGAGGAGAGAGGCUGAGGAAUCCGAAUUGAACUAUUCUUUUCAGUGUUCACUUAAUCUUUUAUCUUUAUUGAAAGCGAAGGACCAUUCCUCUGACUCAUUCAAGUUCUAAUUUAACUUUUAUAUUUGACAAUCGGGACAACCACUUGGACAGAGGUCUUAAGUGGGAAAGUGAGUAAACAAAGCUGGAAGUUAAUGGUUAUAUUGUUUCCCAAUCCAAAGAUUUGAAAGAAUUAAUACCAAUCAUGUCUGGUGAUUCUCACAAAACUGUGAUAAAGGGAAAUACAUCAAAAUAUGUUAAGCUCAAUGUUGGUGGAUCGUUACAUUAUACAACAAUCGGAACGCUUACAAAACAUGAUACAAUGCUUCGAGCUAUGUUCAGUGGAAGAAUGGAAGUUUUGACAGAUUCAGAAGGAUGGAUCUUGAUUGAUAGAUGUGGAAAGCACUUUGGUUCCAUUUUAAAUUUUUUACGAGACAGUACAGUUCUAUUACCAGAAUUAAGAAGAGAACUGAUGGAAUUACUUCAAGAAGCCAAGUAUUACUUGGUCGCUGAUCUAGUCACACAAAUAGAAACAGCAUUAAAGAGUCGUGAAGAACAUGAACCAAUUUGUAAAGUCCCUUUAAUUACUUCCUCCAGAGAAGAACAACAACUGGUAUCCAGUACAUUUAAGCCUGUAGUUAAAUUGAUAUGUAAUCGUCACAAUAAUAAAUAUUCAUACACAAGUAAUUCUGAUGAUAAUUUAUUAAAGAAUUUGGAGUUAUUUGAUAAGCUGUCGUUACGCUUUAAUAGACGUGUCAUGUUUAUUAAAGAUGUUAUCGGCAGUAAUGAAAUCUGCUGUUGGUCAUUUUACGGACAUGCUCAAAAAGUAGCAGAAGUCUGUUGUACAUCAAUUGUGUAUGGAACAGAUAAGAAACACACAAAGGUUGAGUUUCCUGAAGCCAGAAUAUAUGAAGAAACUUUAAAUAUUUUGCUCUAUGAGCACAGAGAUAAAGGUCCAGAUGCCGAGUUGAUGCAGGCUACUCGGGGAUAUACUGUUGGACGUAGUGGUUACCAUAGUGAUGAAGAUGGGGAAGAAAAACAUGAAAGAGUUGAUCGUUUAAGGCGACAUUAAGCUAAAGUUUCAAAUACGAGUGUAUCUUUAUGAAACCUGGAACCUUUAUCGUGAUCUUGAAUUGUCAAAUUGUUAUUCAAAAUCGUGAAAUGAAACUGAUGUUGUAUUAGCCUUGACUGUUACAAAUAAGAACAUUUAAAUAGACAAUAAUAAGUUUUACAAUAAAUUCUGUGUGUAUGGUUGAGGUAGGAUGUGAUCAGAGUUACAUGUAUGUGAAGCAGGGGUCAACUUGUUACACAUAAUACAUCAUGUUCUUCUCCAAUGGAAAUGGAUUAAUAAUUAAAUUUGGACAAUUUAUACUGUUAUAUAUCUAUUUCAUGUUGUAGUGGGAUGUUUUCUCAAAUUAUUCAGCAAUGAAAGUGGAUUAGACAACUUGUUAGAUUGUAUUGUGUAGUGUUGAGCUAUUCUUAGAUGCUUUAGUUGACUGCAUUCAUAAAGAGACUUUUUUUUUAUAGAACAACAUGAAAAUUGUGUGAUAUAUUUGUAAUAAACCUAAAAAUUCUGUGAUUUACUUUUCAGGCAAACCAAGAUUGAAAUUAAAUUUAAAUUAAGUUAUUAUGUUGAUAAAACUACAUGUAACUUGUAAUAUCCACCAUAAUUAGGACAUAGUUAAUAUUUAUAACACUACAGUGUCGUAGUUUGUAGGAACCACUAGAAUUAAAGAGUUAAUAUUUAUAACACUACAGUGUCGUAAUUUGUAGGAACCACUAGAAUUAAAGAGUCUUUCCCUGUAUAAUCUGUAUGAUUUGAUGAUAUAUUUGGACUAAAAACAUAUUUAAACUAUUAUAUCUAUCAAAUGUUUGCUUCAAAUCCCUCUCAAAACAUUUUAGUGAGAAGAAAAGGAACUGUGCCACAAGGAUCUAUUUUAUCAGCCUUGUUUAUUACAUGACUUGAUUGAGAAAGAAUCCAUUUUGCUCUUGUAUUUGUCGUUAGUUACUGUACAUUUGCGUUUAAUACUCUCAGUGUUGUCACAACCUUUAGCCAUUAGAUCAACACAUAAGAAGAAGUGCUCCAUAGGUCACUAGAGGAGAUUGGCUGCCUUUUAGGUAUACCCUCAUAUUUUUGUCUUAUGCGCCCCAUGGGUGUUUUUUUUUUAGGAAUCCACUAUUUUUCCACAUAUACAAAAUAGCCAUACUUUUAUUGGUGAUAACUACUCAUUAAAUACUUUAGUUAGGAUGCAUAUCUUUGAUGUGUGGUCAAGAUAGUUUCUAUAUUAAUUUUAAGCAGUAAUGAUAUCCAUUUCAUUAACAAAUUUCAGUAAACAAAUGUACAAGGAAUGGUUAUCAUCCAUAAAAAGAUGUGAAAAUAACUCAAAAAGAGUUUUUGGGGAAAGCAGAUAACAUCCCCAACCCCUCUCCCCCACAUUGAUUGCAAUGUUAUAUGAAUUUUACAUGUGUCCAUAAUAUUAUAUUUUGUCAUUGAAAACAUUAAUACCGGUACUGAAAAACAUUGUGUGAACAAUUACAUGUAUUUUAAAAUUCAGAAAGUCUUCUGUGACAAAUGUUUUUUGAUUUCUCAUUUAUUUUGUAAUGAAGUAUAUCUGACUUAAUUUAGGGUAAAAGAAUUUGAUUAUCUUUUCUUAUAUUUUUUAUGUGUAAAAUAUAGUACUAUAGAACGUUUGCCAAAAUCCAAGUAUUUCCAUACAUGUAUAUUACAAAAAGAAAUUGCCGGAAACAUAUUUUUUUGCCAGUAAAAUAAAAUGAGUGGCUAAAAAUGCGGCAACCACACAUCAAAAAGUUUAGGAGCAAUUAUAUCCAAUCCUGACUAUUUUCCAGAUUUUUAAAAAAAAAAUGUAUUGGGGCAAUUCGGGCUAAAAAAAAUUCAAGUCUUUCUUACAGAGUAAAUUAACACAUAGUUUUUUCAGUCGGACAUUUGGCUUAUAAAGAUGACCCAAAGGGGGAUCCAAAGGUAAACCCAUUUUACGACAUGUUAAUGAUCAUUAUUUCAGUGAAAAUGUGGUUGAUAUUCAACAGAGUCUUAGAUAUUUUAUAUAUAUAUUAUAUAUUGUUGCAUUGCUAUCUGUUGCAAGCUAUGUUUAUAUUACAGAAUAAUAAAUGUAUAGGACUGAUUACUGUCAAUAAGAUAAUUUAUUUGUCAUUAAAAAUCUUAUCCAGGAAUAUUGAAGCAAACUGGGAGAGAUUCUCCCAAAUGCUAUGUUGAGGUAGAUAUAUAUGUGUAAAGAAAACUAAUUAUUUAUGUAAAUAACAGAACUAAAAUAAAAAUCCUAAAAUAUG
Molecule: messenger RNA, 3591 nt
Organism: Patella vulgata (common limpet)
Lineage: Eukaryota; Metazoa; Mollusca; Gastropoda; Patellidae
Product: BTB/POZ domain-containing adapter for CUL3-mediated RhoA degradation protein 3
Exons: 5
Coding region: 491-1357 (288 amino acids)
Biological process (GO): protein homooligomerization
Molecular function (GO): protein binding
Source: RefSeq, a predicted model, not a curated record